Messenger RNA from Exophiala xenobiotica, 2073 nucleotides. RefSeq lists its product as uncharacterized. The transcript has 3 exons. The record is from RefSeq and is a predicted model, not a curated record. The coding region runs from base 73 to 1707 and encodes 544 amino acids. Lineage: Eukaryota; Fungi; Ascomycota; Eurotiomycetes; Chaetothyriales; Herpotrichiellaceae. Gene Ontology annotation, molecular function: DNA-binding transcription factor activity, RNA polymerase II-specific; RNA polymerase II cis-regulatory region sequence-specific DNA binding. Gene Ontology annotation, biological process: regulation of transcription by RNA polymerase II; cell differentiation.
AUUCUUAUCUCUACACCUCACAUCUCCCUCACCAGUCCUUGGUCGCGACUAACCCUUCAUAACAUCGCGACAAUGGAUGAGGACUCAAAAGGUGCGACUCACACUCCUCAUUAUUCGGACGUCCAGCCUCAGUACGCGUUUGAAGUCGAGCAUCAGUCUAUGAUGUCGUUGUCGUCGUCGUCAUCCGCGCCCACCUCCGAGUCCAACUCGGCGGCCAAAGCAAAGAGAAAGAGAACCAGUCCACAAGAUCAUGCUAUCCUCGAAGCUGCCUACCUGAAGAACUCCAAGCCCGACAAAUCUGAACGAGCACAGAUAGUCAGUCAGGUGAACAUGAGUGAAAAGGAGGUCCAGAUAUGGUUCCAAAAUCGUCGCCAAAAUGAUCGUCGACGGUCGAAACCGUUGCAGCCUCACGAGCUCGUCGCGCAUCUACACACUCGUACUGCCAGUCCUAUCCCAUUUCAAGCCAUCCCACCUGCAGUCCGAGACCAAACAUCCCCGUCACUUAUUCGACCCAAACCUUUGCUUGCGCCUUCAGAUGUCAUUCCUCGCCCUGCGUCCAGAGCCUCAAGCAUUCAUGAUCUCCUCAACCCUGCUUCGUCUGCCGAGAGUGACAGCAGCCAAGAGGAGCCCCUGCAUGGUAGUCAAGAGACGGCGGCUCGCUCAACACCUCCAUCAAGCUUCGGAGAGCCAGGGGCUGUCACAGCAAAGAACGCAGCUGACGCAAAUGUUGAGACCCAAGCAUCGAAGAGCGAUGAAAAGGCAGAGAGCACCGACAACGAACAGGGCAGUGCGAGAAAGAGAGGUCAUGAUGAAAUGAUAGGCGAGCGCACUCCAACACCCAACGGAGCCGGGUUAGAGCAGGAAGCACCACCACCACGAGCCAAGGAACCACUCACAAGAUCGUCGAGCAUGAUGCGCUUGUCUAUGACUGUCGAUGGAGCAGUGAAGGUGCGAACCAACAAUGAGCCCACACCUUCCCCAGAGAAACCGCGAGCAGCACCACCACCAGCGACCCAGGCUAAGGUGAAGUCCGGACUCAUGCGCAGCAAAAGUGCCAUGACCAGCGUCGAAAUCUUCCAGGAUCCAGGUCAAGGAGCACAUUCGAAAGCCAGAGAGCCAGGAUUUGGUCGGUCCCGUGAUGCCAGAACUUGGGAGUUCUAUUGUGAUACCAACACCAAAGAUGCCUUGUCGACCCAAGCUGAGGCCGAAACUGCGGGAUCUGCUGUCAGCGCUAUCAACCUCAUCAGAACAAACAGUCUCAAGUCACGCUCUCAAGCACUCAGUCCGUCUCUCACCAAGACUAACAGCCGUGUGGGAAUGGCCUCAAAGGGUGGCAAACCAAAGCUGUCCCGUGCUCAGUCGUCGCUAGGUCGCCUGCAAGGUCUUGAUGCUGGUACACAGUCGUCGGUCAAGAAACCUAAACACGCUGGCCACGCUAGAUCACCUUCUGAUGAUUCUGACAAGGAGAACUGGGCGCCAGGCACUCAUUUAUCUGAACAUCCCCUUCGCAGAACCCAGCCCAGUGCACGCCCGCGACCCAUUCUCCAAGAGAACGAAGAAAUGACCUUCCCAGAUGCCACUUCUUCCCGGAAGCGACGCGAGGCGGAGACCAAUAACCAGCGAUCACCAACCAAAGAGAAGGCGAAAGGUGACGACUUGGACUGUGUCAAGAGUCUGCUGUCCCUUAGCCAAGGAGCUUGGAAUUAGUUGAUCAUGGACCGAUCUGUCACUGUGGUCUUGAUUGGGACAAGAGCCUGUUUUCACUGACCAAAGGAGCAUGAAGUUGGAUAUGAAUCGACCUGUCAUGGUGAUGAAUGAAGAGCAUCAGAACAGCACAGCACACGAAGAAAGAAUCUUGUUUGAAUAGCAUGAUGGAUGAGGCUGCCACGUUUCGAAAGACGAAGAGAUGGGUUUUCCUGAUUGUAAAACAUCUUGGGGUCAGCCACUGUUCUCAGUCAGUGCAGGAAAGAGAGAGAUACUGUACCUAGCGAAACAUAAUGAACAAACAAUGCGAGUUGUAUCAAUUGAGAGUCAGCCUCGCUGGCGCCGAUCGAGGUACAUUUCGUGCUUGAC